Molecule: messenger RNA, 807 nt
Organism: Grosmannia clavigera kw1407
Lineage: Eukaryota; Fungi; Ascomycota; Sordariomycetes; Ophiostomatales; Ophiostomataceae
Exons: 2
Coding region: 1-807 (268 amino acids)
Source: RefSeq, a predicted model, not a curated record
AUGCCUCGCUUUGAGCUCGAGUAUCCCAAGGAGCCGUACAGCACGGUGCACCGGAAAAGCUCACGAGCCACGUAUGCGCUCAAGACAAUCCACGGCAUCGUCAACGGCUCGCAGCUGGUGCAUGUCUCUUUCCAGGCGCCAGACGCACCCUUCCCGGCCAUCCUGCCGAUGAUCGGACAGAUGGGCUCGUUUGAACGGCCCAGCGCCGACGUGGCCGACGUGCUGGAUCUGUAUCUGCACGGGUACGUGUCGUCGCGGCUCAUGAACAUAUCGCGAGGCGCCGAGUCCUCUGGGUCCUCUCCCGGCCUCCCCAUUGCUGUCGCUGCCAGCCAGGUCGACGGCCUCGUGCUGGCCCUCACGCCCAACGCGCACAGCUAUAACUACCGGUCGGCCGUGCUCUUCGGCCACGCCACCGUCGUCACAGACGCAUCCGAGAAGCUGUACGCCAUGCGGCUGAUCACAGACGGCAUCGUGACCGGUCGCUGGGAUGGAUCGCGCGUGCCGCCCAAUGCGGCCGAGAUGCAGAGCACGUCGGUUCUGCGUGUGCGCAUCGCCGGCGGCAGCGCCAAGAUCCGCACCGGGGGCCCGCACGACGACCGCUGCGACCUCGGCGACGAAGCCGUGCUUGAUCGCGUCUGGACCGGCGUCCUGCCCGUCUACCAGACCAUCGGCGCCCCUGUCGCCGGUCCCUACAACCGCGUCGCUCAGGUGCCGGAUCACGUGACCGCCUUCCGCGACGAAUUCAACACUGAUGCUGCCGAGCUCGCCCUCGAAGCUUUGAAGGAGCCGGGCAAGGAGAAGGAGUAG